CAAUCUCACAGGGAUCAGUGGGAAGUCUCCCUUGCACCACACAUUCAUGUGAAGAGUCUCUCAACCAUCAUCAAAGGAAACAAAGUCAGAGGAACCGCAAUAGCAGGAGCCAGACAGAGCACACACCAUCUUAAGAUGUCUGAGAAAGGUAAAGUCAUGCAAAGAGGCACAGCCAGAGCAGAAGCUGGGUUCAAGGUCACGACGGUGAGGAGUACCAGGGUGGUACUGGAUAACACCAUCUGCCCAGCAGAAAUCCUCAUCAAUGAUGGCAAGAUAGUCAGCAUUCUGCCCGGGAAGAGCAGAACCUAUGCCAGUGGAGAGAAGGUGCUGGACGUUGGAGAUCUGGUGGUUAUGCCUGGAAUCAUAGACCCUCACAUCCAUGCCUGUGAGCCAGGGCACACAGUCUUGGAGAGUUACUCUUCUGCAACAAAGGCUGCAGCUGCAGGAGGCAUCACAACCAUUGUGGACAUGCCCAUGAACUGUCUUCCCCCAACCACAACUAUGGCAAACUUUGAUGCCAAGCUGAAGUCUGCCAGAGGACAGUGCCACGUGGAUGUAGCCUUCUGGGGUGGUGUCAUCCCUGGAAACCAGGAUGAGCUCCUGCCGAUGCUGCAAGCUGGAGUCCCAGGGUUCAAGUGCUUCCUGACUGGAUGUAGUGACAAUGAGUUCCCCAGUGUCUGCCUCCAAGACCUGCACAUGGUAAUGAAUGAACUUGAAGGCACAGAGUGUGUUCUCUUGUUCCACGCAGAGCAGGAUCUGGGCCAGUGGGAACCUGUGGCAGAGGACCCAGCUGAGUACAAGUCCUUCCUGGACUCCUGCCCUGAUGCCAUGGAAGUAGAUGCCAUCCACACCAUUGCUGACCUCUGCCUCCAGUACAAGAUGCCCUGCCACAUUGUUCACCUCUCCUCUGCUCAAGCCCUGCCCAUCAUCAGGGAGGCUCGUAAGAAGGGUGCACCACUCACUGUGGAGACAGCACACCACUACCUCACCCUGACCUCUGAACACAUCCCACCUGGAGGCACCUACUACAAGUGCCGCCCCCCUAUCCGGGGCAAGAACAACCGGGAGCAGCUCUGGGCAGCUCUGCAAGAAGGGCUGAUUGAUAUGGUUGUCUCAGCACACAAUCCCUGCCCACCAGACCUGAAACACCUGGAUGAAGGAGAUUUUUUCAAGGCCCAAGGAGGGAUUUCCUCACUGCAGUUUGGGCUCCCUCUGUUCUGGACCUCAGCAAAAUCCAGGGGAUUCUCCCUUCAUGACCUGGUGCAACUGAUGUGCACACGUCCUGCUGCUCUGAGCAGACUGGAAGACCAGAAGGGGUCACUGAGGCCAGGAAUGGAUGCUGAUUUGGUGAUCUGGGAUCCGGACAAGGAGUUUGAGGUGAAGAGAAACAUGAUUCACCAUAAGAACAAGCUAACCCCGUAUCUUGGCUUCCGGCUUUGUGGAGAGGUGUUUGCUACUCUUGUACGUGGCAGAUUGGCUUAUCUGAAAGGGAAGUUCUCAACCAAGCCACAGGGAGAUCUGCUUGUGACUCAGAGAAACACAUCCAUAAGAAUCACCUCCCCAUACUACUGAAAGGAAAGGAGGAGAGGGAGGACCACGAGACCAACUAAACCUAUGAGAAGCUCCAAUACAGAUCUGGAAAGAGAAGAGGACUCCUUGGGGUGGGUAGGAGAGGGAAAAGCCAUGGAAGCAGAGGGAAUGGCAGUUUCCUUAGUGUGCUUACAUAAACUCAUACCUGAAACAAAAAGAGCCAGUGUGUAGCUAUAGACAUUACCUGAUCUGGUGCUCAGCUACUGAAGGAAUCAGAAGCUCCACUGGUUCAACUGAUGUGGUCUGGCUGCUGUGACACCAGGGCAGGUUACAGUGUCCUGCAGCAACAAUUUGGCUAACCCUCACUACUUCAGUUCCCCAAGAAGGACAUGAAGUAGGACUGAUGGCAGAGGGGGCAAAAGGGUCAGGGAAAAUGAAUCAGGAAAAUCCUCUUGUCUUUUCUCCUAAUGUCCCACACUUGCAAUAUAUAAUUGAGUCCCUCACUUGCAAUAUAUAAUCCCCAUGACUGGACACACUGGCUGCUGACAGAUAUGGGGAAAAAAAACUGCUUUACCAGAAAAAGCAGUACAUUAGUUCAACUCAGCUCUGCAUCAUCUGUGUAAGCCACGUGCUUCAGCGGGGCUUUUUGGCGCUUUUAUCUAAGAGCUGAUUCAAUCAGCUCUUAGAUAAAAAUGCUAAAAAAGCCCCGCUGAAGCACCCAAUCUAUACAGAAAUUGGGCGAGCCAGGUCAAGCUAAUGCAAUGGCUCUUGUGGACAUGUACUAGGUUUGGUGAUUAGUCAGUUUAUUAACAUCCACCUAACUUUAACUGCUAGCUCAUCCUAGAAGGUUCUGCAGUAGGCAACAGCUAGAUCUGUUGGCUAGAAGCUGAGGUCAGCAAAGCUCAAAUUGGAAAUAAAAGAGGCAAAUGUUUAACAGCAAGGGUAAACUGACCACCGGAGUGAAUUUCUACAGCCCGGAAUAAUUUCCUCCCCACUUGGAACCUUCAGAUGAAGACUGGAUGCUUGUCACGAACAUAGGCUUUAGUUCUACCUGCAACUGCAGUAUAUGACUUGGGUAGAACUAGCUGGGUAAAAUUCUCCAGCCUGCAUGCUAUAUGUGAGGUCAGUGCAGAUCAUUGCAUUGGUUCUUUUAAAGCAUAUGAAUAAUUCA
This is a messenger RNA of Alligator mississippiensis (American alligator), 2701 nucleotides long. RefSeq names its product allantoinase, mitochondrial. Gene Ontology annotation, cellular component: cytoplasm. The transcript has 12 exons. Gene Ontology annotation, molecular function: zinc ion binding; cobalt ion binding; allantoinase activity. Lineage: Eukaryota; Metazoa; Chordata; Crocodylia; Alligatoridae. The record is from RefSeq and is a predicted model, not a curated record. The coding region runs from base 136 to 1572 and encodes 478 amino acids. Gene Ontology annotation, biological process: purine nucleobase catabolic process; allantoin catabolic process.